Coregonus clupeaformis (lake whitefish) is the source of this 1080-nucleotide messenger RNA. Its product is annotated as basic salivary proline-rich protein 4-like. Bases 1 to 1080 code for a protein of 359 amino acids. Lineage: Eukaryota; Metazoa; Chordata; Actinopteri; Salmoniformes; Salmonidae. The transcript is spliced from 2 exons. The record is from RefSeq and is a predicted model, not a curated record.
AUGGGGCCAGGAGACCCAGAGACAGGGGACCAGGAGACCCAAAGACAGGGGACCAGGAGACCCAAAGACAGGGGACCAGGAGACCCAAAGACAGGGGACCAGGAGACCCAAAGACAGGGGACCAGGAGACCCAAAGACAGGGGACCAGGAGACCCAAAGACAGGGGACCAGGAGACCCAAAGACAGGGGACCAGGAGACCCAAAGACAUGGGGCCAGGAGACCCAGAGACAGGGGACCAGGAGACCCAAAGACAGGGGACCAGGAGACCCAAAGACAGGGGGCCAGGAGACCCAGAGACAGGGGACCAGGAGACCCAAAGACAGGGGACCAGGAGACCCAUAGACAGGGGACCAGGAGAUCCAGAGACAGGGGACAAGGAGACCCAGAGACAGGGGACCAUGAGACCCAGAGACAGGAGACAGGGGACCAGGAGACCCAGAGACAGGGGACCAGGAGACACAGAGACAGGGGAUCAGGAGACCCAUAGACAGGGGACCAGGAGACCCAGAGACAGGGGACCAGGAGACCCAGAGACAGGGGACCAUGAGACCCAGAGACAGGGGACCAGAAGACCCAUAGACAGGGGACCAGGAGACCCAGAGACAGGGGACCAGGAGACCCAGAGACAGGGGACCAGGAGACCCAGAGACAGGGGACCAGGAGACCCAGAGACAGGGGACCAGGAGACCCAGAGACAGGGGCACAGGAGACCCAGAGACAGGGGCCCGGGAGACCCAGAGACAGGGGCACAGGAGACCCAGAGACAGGGGCACAGGAGAACCAGAGACAGGGGACCAGGAGACCCAGAGACAGGGGACCAGGAGACACAGAGACAGGGGAUUAGGAGACCCAUAGACAGGGGACCAGGAGACCCAGAGACAGGGGACCAGGAGACCCAGAGACAGGGGACCAGGAGACCCAGAGACAGGGGCCCGGGAGACCCAGAGACAGGGGCCCAGGAGACCCAGAGACAGGGGCACAGGAGAACCAGAGACAGGGGACCAAGAGACCCAGAGACAGGGGCCCAGGAGACCCAGAGACAGGGGCCCGGGAGAACCAGAGACAAGCUAAUUCCAUGA